AUGGAUUUAAACACCGACCAAAUUAAACAUUCGCAUCAAUUCCCUCCAAGCAGCAUUUCGUUAACUUCCAGUUUAUCCAGUAUUACUGUGGACGUCUGCAAAAAUAGAUGUCAGGAUGCAUAUGCAUAUACCCCCGAUUUGUCUGGAUAUGGAUUAACAGUGUUUAGCUUACGUAACAACCGUUCGUGGCGAGUAUCUCACAAGUACUUUUACCUGGAGCCACAAGCUGGCGAUUUCAACAUCGCCGGUCACCAAUUCCAAUGGAGAGAUGGCGUCUUCAGCGUAGAACUGAGUGAUAUCAAAAGUGAUGGCAAUCGCGACAUGUUCUUCCACGCCAUGGAGGGGCACCACAUGUACAGAGUCAGCACCAGGAUCAUCAAGAACGAAACUUUGGCUACUAGGAGCUACCAUGGAAAUGAUUUCGUCGAUGUUGGGGACAGAGGGCAGAAUUCGCAAACUUCAUCGGCUGAUAUCCAUAAAGAAUCGGGCGUUAUGUUUUUGGGGUUGGUGAAUCAGAACGCUUUGGCUUGUUGGAAUGCUGCCGCAAGUUUGAAGGAGAUCACCACUGUAGCUAGGAAUGAUGAAAAAAUGAUUUACCCUUCUGAUGUUAAGGUCUACAACGACAAAAUCUACAUGCUCACCAAUAAAAUGCCAGAAUUUAUAUAUGGGAAAUUGAAUUAUGAUGAAGUUAACUUUAUAGUAUGGUCCAAUACGGUCAAAAAUGCUGUAAGAAAUACGAAAUGUGAUAAACCCAGGAGACAUUGA
Molecule: messenger RNA, 765 nt
Organism: Brassicogethes aeneus
Lineage: Eukaryota; Metazoa; Arthropoda; Insecta; Coleoptera; Nitidulidae
Source: the annotation of a GenBank genome assembly